AUGAGCUUUAUUACUAAGUAUGUUUAUUUAGGGUUAAGGUCAGGGUUAGGAUGUGAUUAUUAUUACAUUUUAAACCUUUCGUCAGCUUGGAUACAUAAAAAGAAGAACAACGUGGUCUUUAGUGGUGGUAAUAAAAAGAUGGAUGCAACAGACAAACCUUUAAGGAUUCCCAUGGAAAUGUCAAUGUAUGCAGAGAAGCAUGAAAUAUUCGACCUUAUCCAGACCCUUGUGAGAAACCUUUUGAUUGACAAGCCAGAAGAUCCCAUUCAGUACCUGAUAGGACUUCUGAAGAGGGAAAGUAUAGAAGUGCCAAGAAUUUUGAUCCUGGGCCCACCAGCCUCAGGGAAAACAACAGUUGCUAAAAAGUUGUGCGAGCACAUUGGUGCUAUUCAUAUAACCUCUAGCAGCAUCCUUAAGGAUGACACGGAGCUGAGAAGAGAGACGAAGCAGUACACAGAGGAGAGUCAGGAGAUCCCACAAGCCCUCUGGAUCAAGCUGAUUGUGGAACGGCUAUCAAAAGCUGACUGUGUGAGACGGGGUUGGGUGCUGGAGGCUAUCCCCAAAAGCAGACAAGAGGCGCUGUGUCUGCAGGCAUCUGGCAUUGCCCCCGAGCAUGUUGUGAUGUUGCAGGCACGCGAUGACGUCCUGACUGAAAGGAAUCUGGGCAAGAGGAUAGACCCUGUCACAGGAGACGUGUACCACGUUACCUUCAUGUGGCCCGAGAGUGCCGAAGUGGCUCAACGUCUCGAGAGGCCAGAUAAGGAUACGGAAAUGACCCGUCAGUUGCAGGCGUACCACCGGGAGCUCCAGGGUCUACAGGACGCUUACAGUAACAGCCUGAAGAUUAUCGAUGCUGAUCAGCCUCAUGUAGAUGUGUUUGGUCAAGUGCUGAGCUACGUUCUGUCCAGGCAUCGCUCUGAUGCGCCUCACACUCCCAGAAUCCUCUUGUUCGGACCGCCAGGUUGUGGGAAGAGUCUCCAGGCCAGCUUGCUUGCCCAGAAAUACAACUUAGUUGACAUUUGUUGUGGUGAACUUUUGAAAGCAGUGGCGGCGGAUGAGAGCAGUAUGGGAGAGCUCAUUAAACCCUUUCUGGAGUCAGGACGGCGAGUGCCUGACAGCAUGGUGCUACAGAUCCUGACUGAGAGACUGAGCCGGGUGGACUGUAUCACACACGGAUGGGUCCUUCACGGCUUCCCACGGGAUGUAGAACAGGCCGAGAGACUGCAGGAGUCCAACUUUCUCCAAAGCAGGACUAGAAACAUUGCUAAUUUUCAGGGCCGAAACUUACAGACUGCACCUUUAAAGGUGAGUUUGAACUGACAUUACUCUGACAUUUAUUUUUCUUGUUUUAAAAUUUCUUUGAAGCCAAAUCAGCAAAACACAUAACCCAAAGAAACGGACCAUUCAGGUGUGUUUAGUGUCUCGUAUGAUUUGUGUUUGUAUUUUCGAAACAGUGAGCGUAGCAGGAUCUGGCCACUCAGAUUACUCGUGUUCAGCAGAUCUGAUGGCACUGCGAGACUGGACAGCCUGUGUGUCUGGUUCAGUACCAGCUAGAGCACACUGAGCUAAAACCACCAGGCUUUCAGACUGUUUUGACAGACAGUGUCUUCUUUUUAGCUGUUUUCUGAGCACUUGUGGACCAUUUAAGUUGGAUUAAAAAUAGGAAUUUAGGCAAUUAAAAAAGGCAGGUAACCUCCUGUUUGGGUAACGUCAUUCACUUUGUUUAAUCUAAACCUCUCAUGAAUUAGUCAUCACACGCUUGCCUUUGUGUAUCACACCUCUGUGAUCUCCAAUCACUCACCACUCACCAGGAGAAUAAAACAAACACAUAGACCUCUAUUCUGAGAUGAAAUACCAUCCAGGAACUGCUCAGAAUACCAUCAUCACCCUCAUCUCCUCAGUAGGUCUCUAUCUACUCCAUUAGCAGCCCCUGCCUUUUCCGCUAAUGGCGAGAGACCUUAUUUACAUAGCAUUAGCUAAUUGAUUUUGGGAGCCAGCGGUAAGUAGAAAGGCUGGGCCCAGAAACAAUGAGGAGAACGUUACUGAUGAGCUGCUGAUAGCUGACGGUCGUGCUCUAGCUGACAGCUUUAUUAAUUAAGAGCUAUCUCGUUACUCAGGCUUUAGAGAAAAUGAAUGAAUCGGUUCAGCGAUGUGGCUCAGAGCCAAGUCGUGGACACGUUAUAGUGUAUAUGCCACUACUGAGCAUUGAAGGACAGUUAAGAGAGCGGGCAGAGCUGGAACGACUGCUUAAUCUGAAGGAUCUAUUUACUCGCUUCUUGAAAGGAGAUCCGGCAGCAGGCUUUGUUGGAGUGAGUGCUUGUGGGAAAUGUUCAGCUUGUACAGACUUGACGCUCGGUUCGCUGGGUUGUUGCAAAAGAGCGAAAAAAUUCAUCAUCAUUUCCCACAAAUUAUUAAAUCAGUUUUCUGGAAAGAAAAUUAAGUUUGAACUCAAGUUGCAAUUUCUCUGAGGAAAAGAAGUUACCUGAUCAUGGAAAAAAACACAAAAGCUGAAGACAGGAAACAGGAUCCCAUGAGAUACAUGAGAAUGCCCUUGCUCUGACUUCCUAGUUACCUCAUCAAAAACUGAUCAAGCCCAGUGACCACAGGUCCCCAUUUUCUCCGCUGCCCAAUCCUUCCUAUCCAUCAGCCAGCUGUCCUAUCAUACAGCAAUGUGAAGGCUAACACAUGUUUACCCUGAGACAAGAAGAAGAGCUGCAUCCUUGCUAUCAAUGCUGCAUCACAGAGCGGCGUUACACACUCUGAGGAAAGUGCUACGUAGCCUCGAAUCUUCACAAUUCAAUCAUGCAAUCUACCAAUCUCCAGGGACAAGUGUUUUGUUAUACAUAUAGGACAAGUGUUUUUCUGUUGCGCCACUUGAAAUCCCUUAUAAAAGAGAGAGAGCGAGAUCUACAAUUCUCUUCAAUGAGAAGAGUCAUGACAAAAAUAAACAAUUCUAAUUGGUUAUCCUGUUUCUUACUAUAGCAGCUGGUAGCCGAUUUCAUCUGACUGAACCAAUAACCAACUAAAGGACACAUUUGCUUGACAUUUUAGGUGGUUAACUAUAGAGAACAGUAAUGAUGGCUAUUUUAUAACAGUGGACCAUUUAUGAACAACAUUAUAGACUGUACGUAUUAUCGUAACCAGCCACAAGUAAACAUUCCAGACUAUCAUAAAAAAUUCCACUACUGAAAUCCUCGUAGCUAAUCCAGUGUAUAUAUCCUAUAUGGGAUUUUUAAUACAUCAUCUCUGGGAAUAGUGUUUAUUAAUUUAACCCAAGGGGCAAAUUCAUGAUCCAUACUCUUUGCUAAGGAUCCUUAAGGUUGAUUAUUUAAUGCUAUAUUCGUGCAGUGGCCAUCAGCGGUCUUGUUGCAUUUUUUUUUUCUCACUCUUGCUGCCAAUCUUUAACUACACUCUAGUUUGGGCAGUCAGCUGCCUCUUACAGCCCUGACACGCUCACAAACAAUUAGAGUCUUUGGAGCCACUGAAAUAUGCAUAGCUAUCCGUGACAGGCAGAUAAAGUAGGGCAAUUAGACACGUAAUUCUAGAAAAGGCCAGUCACAAUCACCUACACCCCCCCCCAAUACACACACACACACACACACA
Messenger RNA from Tachysurus fulvidraco (yellow catfish), 3603 nucleotides. RefSeq names its product adenylate kinase 8 (gene ak8). Bases 1 to 1320 code for a protein of 439 amino acids. Gene Ontology annotation, biological process: nucleoside triphosphate biosynthetic process. Gene Ontology annotation, molecular function: nucleoside diphosphate kinase activity; ATP binding; AMP kinase activity. NCBI's taxonomy places the organism in Eukaryota, Metazoa, Chordata, Actinopteri, Siluriformes, Bagridae. The transcript is spliced from 13 exons. The record is from RefSeq and is a predicted model, not a curated record. Gene Ontology annotation, cellular component: cytoplasm.